Metopolophium dirhodum (rose-grain aphid) is the source of this 6992-nucleotide messenger RNA. RefSeq names its product mediator of RNA polymerase II transcription subunit 14 (gene MED14). Gene Ontology annotation, biological process: regulation of transcription by RNA polymerase II. The transcript has 3 exons. Gene Ontology annotation, molecular function: transcription coregulator activity. The record is from RefSeq and is a predicted model, not a curated record. Lineage: Eukaryota; Metazoa; Arthropoda; Insecta; Hemiptera; Aphididae. Gene Ontology annotation, cellular component: mediator complex; core mediator complex. Bases 1249 to 5967 code for a protein of 1572 amino acids.
GGAGUGUCGUGAUAUUAAGAUUGGAGAACGAAGUGAAAUAGUAAAUGACGAAUAUACAACUCAGUAUGUCACACACACUGUCACAGUCUCGCUAGUCACUACGGUCUUCGCGGCAUUAUAGUAUUAUACUUUUAUAGUACACCGCCUUUUAAGUUUCUCUUCGACGAUUAACUUUAAAUUGGCCAUUACUCAAGUUUUUAAUAAGUUUAAUAGUUUUAAUCCGAAAUCUAACAUGUAUUCACAAUUCUAAUGCCGACAGCCGGCCAGUCAACGUAGUCACGUAGAACCACAGAAUAGAUUAAAUGGUAGAAUUAUAAUACUAUCUACCGGAAUUACAAAGCGUAAAAUAAUAAACUGUAAGUAUCUGUUUUGGAAUACCCAGCCAACUUUUGUAUUAUAAAUAUUUUCAAUAUUAUAACUUUGAGUAUUAUUUAGAUCGUUCGGAAAUCCUUCGAUACCGACUAUCUAAAAACCUUACUUAAUCAUAGUAAGUAAGUAGGUAAUUCAAUAAUUAGUUGUAUUAUGAUUAAUUAAUUUUUAUAUUGACAUUUAGUUCAAUGCUCCUAUAGUUAAAAAUACCUACUAUUUGUUUUUAAAAUUAAAUAGCUAUUGUGAAAAUUUCAAAAAAUAAAACAUAAUUUUAUUAAAAUUAAAAAUAUAAAUUAUCAAAUAAGUACUUACCUAUCCAAUUUUUUUUUUCACAAAUUAAAUAAAAAAAAUUAUUGGUACCUUUUUAACAUAGGGUAGAAAUUGAUUUUGUCAGUUUAUUUUUGUUAACAUUUAAAAAAAAAUAAAACAUUGUCUGUUUUUGUCAUAUACAUAGGGGUGCGCAGCUUUUUUUUGCAGGGUAUGCCAUUACUUUUAGAUAUACCUAGCUCAAUACAUUAAAUAACUCGUCUCAAAAUUAAAUACAAAUCUAAAUUAAAAAAAAAAAAAAAAAUAAAAAAAUAUGAUCAUAUUAUAAUAACAUAAUAAAUAAUGACAAAAAAUUAUAAUCCAACUAAUCAAAAUUCUUUUAUUUUUAAUAGUAGUAUGAAAUUAAGCAAUAGCGAAGAGGCUAUUAUGUUCUGUGACAAAAUCCAUAAUUCAACUACUUCAAUUAUUAUAGUGUAAAAUAUUUCACAAUCGUGUGUUAGAAGAAAAGUGAAUAAUUGAUUUGGGACGUCAUAAGACUCACAGUUUAAAUGAAGCAAUCAUUAUAACUAUUUUAACAGAUAAUUUAUUAAUUAAAACUACUACGGAUUAACCAUGCCUCCAACGCCAUUGGAAGGUAAUCAGCCCAAUAUGAGUAAUGGAUUACCUCCAGAUGGAUCUCUUUCUUUAUCUGUUCUGAUUGAUUUUAUUGUUCAACGUACUUAUCAUGAGCUUACAGUUCUCGCUGAAUUGUUGCCUCGUAAACCUGAUAUGGAACGUAAAAUUGAAAUUUAUAAAUUUUCAAAUCGAACACGACAGCUAUUUGUUCGGUUAUUAGCUCUAGUAAAAUGGGCUAAUAGUGCUUCAAAAGUAGAUAAAUCGACUCAAAUAAUGGGAUUUCUUGAUAAGCAGUCUUUGUUAUUUAUAGACACUGCUGAUAUGUUAUCUCGAGUUGCUCGGGAAACUGUUGUUUCUGCUCGAUUGCCCAAUUUUCAUAUACCAUCUGCAGUUGAAGUUUUAACCACAGGCACUUUUUCACGGUUACCGGCUUGUAUUCGUGAACGUAUCGUUCCCCCAGAUAAAAUCACACCAGCUGAAAAACGUGAGACAUUGCUCCAACUAAAUAGAGUUAUUCAACACCGAAUGGUUUGUAGUAAUUUAAUUAAUGAAAUGAGUUGCAAGAAAGUAGCCAACGGCCGAGUAACGUUUCGAGUGGAAAAUGAGUUUCAAGUUUCUUUAACGUUGAUGGGAGACAACCCUAAUAUACCAUGGAGAUUAUUAGACAUUGAGAUAUUGGUCGAAGACAAAGAAACUGGAGAAGGAAAACCUUUGGUACAUCCACGUCAGGUGCAAUAUAUUCACCAAGUUGUUCAAGCAAGAUUAUUGGAAUGUUGUAGUACAGGAGGUGAACCAUUGACUCAAGUGUAUAUGGUAUUACACUAUUUUUGUCAAUCUUUGCAGUUAGAAGUACUGUUUUCACAAACCAGAGCUUUGUAUAAAGAUAGACUCGAAGGGCAUAUACACAUAACAGAGUAUACAGCUGGCAAGUGUCUAGUAGUUUCUUAUUGGAGAGAACUUUCACGUAGUGUAUCCGAACAAUUUGGAUACUCGUUGACAAUUUAUGUAGAUGAUAAAGAGCCUAAUAAGCCAUUAGGUAUUUUACAUUCACCAUCACUUGGUACAAAAGAUGCAGAGAUAACAGAAAAAUCUAUUGGUACAGAUUCAUUGUCAAUGGAAAGACUAUUAGUGCAUACAAUUCAUGUACGUACAAAAAUUCGUCUCUCUGAACUUAAAGUAGAAUUAGAAAAUUUGUUAAAAGAUGUAGAAUGUACUUUGCAAGGUUCACCAUCAAUUUUAUCGGUCGCAAUACUUAAUCCUUGUUUACGUGCUGAACAGUUAUUGAUAACAGUCGACACACAUACUGGUAUGCUUCAAUGCCAUGUUCCUGAGUUUAGUCCUCCAAGUAUGGUUGUAUUACAACAAGCGCUGAAUAAUGAGCAUAGUAAAGUACCUUUACUUAUAAGUGAUUUAAGAUUUUGGAUUACUCAACGCCGGUGUGAAACAACUUUGCAACAUCUUCCUGGAACGGCUUAUGAAAGAUUACCAUUAUUACAUCAUGCAGAUCAUCCUAUGUCAAAAAUAAGUCGACAUCGGAUGUAUAUAAAACUACAUAAAAUUUCAAAUAUGAUAGUAAUUGUUGAGUUUGCUGAAAAUGAAAAAUCCCCUUGUAGAAUUGAGUAUAAAUUUUAUCUAGCUAAUGUAAAAAAAUCAUCGAUUGAAGAUAAUCCUAAUGAUGAAUCUAUUGAGGUAGACAUACCAAAAAUGUAUCUAAAAGUUAUGACAUUAUUGACAAUAGAAAAAUUUGUAGCUACACAUGGUCCUUUUACAGCUGUUAUUGAAGAAGACCAAGAAAAAAUGGAUCCCAAUAGUCGUAAAAGAGUUAUUGUACGUCCAGAUAAACCAAGGAAAUUACUUAAACAUCCAGCUUACUUUAUACCCGAACUCGCCCAUAUUGUAGCCUUGUGCGACGAAAGACUGCCAUUUACUGUACUAGCUCAAGAAUUGACAAGAUGUGGCAUCAGUAAUCAAGGUGUUCAAGUUGAAGCAAAUGCUACAACUUUUGUUUUAAAAAUUUUAUCAUUACCACCUCCAUCUGGUAUUGAAGCAACUAAUCCCAAAUGGAUAUCAUUAUGCAAGCGAGUUCUGUCCAUUUCUAUACGUGUAUAUGGUAAAGGCUCAACUCGAUGUUGGACAACUGAAUAUGUGUUUUAUGGAAGUCCCUUACCCAGUAGACAUAGUCGAGAACAAGGAGCUAGACGGCCAGUUUACAUUAAUUAUGAUGUCAGUGUUGCUGAAAACAUGUCAAAAACAGUUGAAACAAUUUUGAACGAUUGGUCUCAGAUUGUACAUUUAUACUUUUUAGUAGAAGACUUAUCACCUUACUUACAAUCUGAAAAGAAUAACUUAGCAUCAAUGAUUGGUAUAAAGAGUUAUAAUUAUUUAAAACUCAUCAUAGGAUAUGGUACACAUAGACGUUCUACAGCCACUAUUCAAUGGAAUUCAACAAGCUGUAAAUUUAAUAUAGUAUUUGGCUCACUAAAUAGCAGCAUUAAUCCUCAUAACUUAAUUAAAGAACAAUUUGAAGGUUAUUUGAACAACAACAAAAAGCUAUCUUUGCUUAUACAUGAAAUGCUUGAUACACUAAACCCCCUUACUGCUAUUUGUAAGUUACCAUCAAUACCACAACUGUGUGUUCUACAAGUCAGACCACAAGUACCAGUGAUUACAUUUGGAGUAGUCGCUAAUUCUACAAAUUUACUUAAAGUUAUUUAUGAAGGACAGUAUUGUUUAGAAAUCACGUUACGAUGGGGAAAUUUAGUGAGCAUUAGAGAUGGAGCUUAUAGUAGAUAUGAUCGAACAUCUGUCAUUUCUGAGUAUACACCAACACCGGGUUUAAAGGCAUUUUUAUCCAAAUAUGUAGAUGAGACAAAUGUGUUUAGACGACGAUCACAGUCUGAAGAUGAUAACCCUCCUUCACCAAUCACUAUGGAUAAUGUGGAAGGUAACUUCUUGAGUUCCUCGCAUAGAGGUCCUCAGUCACCUGCACAAGGUUUACGGUUUCAUUCUGCUGGUAACACAACACCAGGAAGUAAUCCGCAUACACCAGCAAGCCCACAUCCUGCUGUAUCAAGUAUGUCUCAAAAUUCACAACAGCAAUUCAACAAUAGCCCAGUGACGUCAUUUAACUUGGCCUCUCCACCAUCAGCUAUUAACCCUUCUCCUUCAAUGUUACCACACCCUUCACCGGGUUCAAGUUUAUUAGCUAGUUCUCCUUCCAACCCUCUACAUGUACCUAGCCCAGCAGGAAUGUUACCAAACUCGUCACCAGGACCGGGCUCAGGAUUUGGAUUGAGUUCUAGUACACAUCCACCAGAAGUGAGUCCAUUUCAAUCUCAAAGCAUGACAUCACCUGCUGCAUCAAAUUGGCCUGGUUCUCCUGGUUUACCUCGUCUGUCUCCUGCUAGAGCUCAAGGACAAUCACCUGCGGGACAUUCUUUACAAAGUCCCGAUCAUAAGAGUGGAUAUGGUCAUACUUCUAGAGUGCUUCCUCAAAAGUCUUGGGCUGGAGCAGUUCCUACCAUUAUUACUCAUGAAGCAUUGAACGCAUUAUGCACACCAACUGCACAUCCACAAGGGCUCCCUGCUCCCAAACAGUGUCCUUUAGAAAGGUUCUUAGGUUGUGUUUAUAUGAGAAGAAAUCUACAAAGAUUUGUUCAAACUGAAGAAAAUCUUAUUGCUUUGAAUUCCUCCGAGCCAGGUGUUGUAAAUUUCAAAGUUGAAACAUUGCAAUGUCGAGCUUUUAUUAACAUGCAACAUUUCCAGUCAUUACAUUUAAAAAUAUCAUGUAUCCCAGAACAAAAAGAUCCAUGGAAUGUUGAAGAAUUAAAUAUUUUAGAAAAGUUUUUUGAAAGUAAAGUAGCAAUACCACCUUGUAAGCCAAAUACAUUACUUGGGUUCACUAGAAUGUUGAAUUGUCCAUACACAGUACUCAAAGACUUCAUACAAAUAAUCAAAUUAGAAAUGAUUCCUGGACUUAUUCAACAACAACAAAUGAAAUGGACAGUUCAAUGGUGUUUAAGAAUACCACCAUCGGCAACUCCGAUUGUGCCUGUUGGCAAAGAAGCACUUUUGAUUUGUAGAAAUAAAAUUUUAUUUUUUUUACAAAUCACUAGAAUUGGAAUAACAUACAAUAGUAAUGAAGUGCCUUCAUUAGUCUUACCCCUGGUUUACGAUACUGCUACUAAUCUUACACAACUGGCUGAAAAGAGAGAUGCUGGUCCAGCAUCAGCAAUAUCUGCUGCUAGUCUUCACAUGAAGAGAUUUGCUGAAUUCGCUCUUAACCACAAUGAAUGUUCUAUUUUUCCAGCCAUUCGAGAUUUAAUGUCAAACUUUGUACUUCCAUCUGAACCACAACCACAAAUGUCACCUGCGUCUAUGAACAUGCACCCACAAAUGACUCCUGGAGGUCCAGUUCCUUCACCGUUAAUGGGACAACACAUGAUGAAUCAAAAUCCUAAUAUGGUUGGUCCAAAUCCUAAUAUGGGUGGACCAAAUCCUAAUAUGGUUGGUCAAAAUCCUAAUAUGGUUGGACAGAACCCCAAUAUGGUUGUACAAAAUCCAAAUAUGGUCGGACCAAACCCUAAUAUGGUCGGGCAGAACCCUAAUAUGGUUGGACAAAAUCCAAAUAUGGUUGGACCUGGAUGUAACAACUAUGGUAAUGUACCAAUGUCAGCUAUGGGACCACAACAUGGUAUGAUGCCAAACCAUCAGUGACAUAAAGCUUAUUAUUCAACGUAAUAAACUUAUUUAUAAAUAAUGUUAAAUUACGUUUCUUUGUAGAAGAGGUACAAUAUUAUUGGCAAAUAGUAAUAUGUACCUACUGUAAAGUAAUAUACAAAGGUUUAAUUUUUUUUUUAUUGUACCCCAUCAAAUUUUGAAAAAUUUUAUAAGAAGAUACAAAUAAUAUUAUGUAAUUUUGAAGUAUUUAUAAUUUAGUCGGAAGGAAGACAAAUAUUUUUUAAAUUAAAUAUUAUAAGUUAUUAUUAUUGUACAGCUUUGAUCAUUAUGUAAUAUACAUUUUAUGUUUAUAUACUUAUUUAUUAGUAUUAGGUAAUGGUUAAUACAUUUUUAACUUGAUCCUCAAUCCUCAUAAUAGUUAUGAGAGAUGGUUCCAAAAACCAAUAUUAUAGAACUAAUAUUUAUGUCAAAUUUUUAUCUCAACUUUUUUUGUCAAAUUAUGGUGAGAAAUUGACAGUCCAUCUGUUAGAAAACUCUUAUUUUGAAAAUAUUUGAACUUGGUAAAUAAUGUUAUGUGAUAUAACAAUUAAUUAUUAAAAGUUAAAUAUUUAUAACUCUUAUUAUAUCAUGGUAUAAUUUUACUUAUAAUAAUUAAUUUAUGAAAAUUGUAUAAUUUAACCUAGGUCAUAAGAAAAAGUAUUUAUUUAAAAUGACAAAGUUAUUUGAUAAAAUAUAUAAUUUAUCAUAAGAUAUUUAUUUAAUUUAAACAUUGAUUGUUAUUAGAAUUUUAAAUUGUUAUGAAGACAUAUUUUUGAACCAAUAAUUGUAAAAUGUUUUAUUUGAAACAGUGUAACUAGCGUGUUAAUAAAUAUUAGUAGUAGGUAGAAAUAUGUAUUAAAUUUACAUUAUUAAAUAUUGGUUACCUGUAUCAAUUUAUUUGUCAUUAUUAUUUAUGUGUAAGUAUAAGUAUAAGUAUAAAUAGUGAUGAAAAUGAUACAAAAUAUUGUUAAAGACAAAAUGUUUAUUUGGUACUUACUUAUUAAAUGAAAAGAGGAAUAUUA